CAUCAAUUGCGUCGCAGUUUUUAGUUUUAGUGUGGAACAAACCACAAAGAAAUAUAUACUGAUAGAGAUAAACUGAGGUGAAAUGAACUGAAACCCAGAUCCAUUCCAAACACUGAAUUGUUUUGUUUUCGUUUCCGAGAAGUUAGACAUCAAGCGCAAUCAGUUGAUUUUGUAUAAUAUUUACAUUUAUGACGGCUUACUUUUGAAAAUAUAUGCUUAAACUUUUAAAGUUUUGCCAAAUAUUUGUCAUUGCUAAUCUUUUUUUAUUUGUUUAGAAUCGCUCAUUAAUAAUUGUUCUGUUUAAUCAAAAAUAAACAGAAGAUAGUUCCCUGUUUUAAGCAGCAUUUUUUGACGGUAAUAGCUUGAAACAGUAGUAACAUUUAAAAAUGUUUCUUUCGUUACAAAAAUUUUCUAUUUGAUUGUAUUGGUUGUGGAGCAGAUUUCCAUCAAAGUUUGAACUGAAAAGAAAGUAUAUAAGAGAGAGGUUGAUACAGGCUUGUACAGUAAAAAAUACUGUAGGAUUUCUACAGGUGAAAAAAGGGAAUUCAAAUCAAGGAUGUUAAUGUUUGGGUGACAUGGAAGGGCGUUUGUCCUCCAGACAACGCUAUAGGAACUGUGCAGGGAGUAAUAACAACAACAGUGGGCGAGGAUGGAUGAAAAAGUAUGUGAUAGCAUGUCUUGUGUGCGGAGGUUUGUCCAUCGCCCAUGGCAUAGUCUUUGUCAUCAUUUACCUUCUCCUCCGCUCCUAUACUUCAUCCCUACAAUUCUUCGAGACAAUACCCACCUAUGUUCCAGGAAUUGUGUUUAUUAUAACUGGCCUCAUUUUAACAUGUUUUAUCAAGCGAAGGAAUCGAUAUGCAUUUCUGAUUAAAAUGGCUGGUGGCUGCUGCCUUGUUUGUGCCCUUCUUUGUGUUGUCAUCACGGUGACAACAACCGUCGUUCACAUGAAUCGCCUUCAGACGCUGCACGAGUGCGUGUAUACUCCUCAAUCUAAGACGUGCAUGUGUAUUUCUGCAGUUGGAGACCACGAUAACCAAGAAACACACCGCUUUGUUUUCAAUAGUACGCCAAAUUGUGAAGUUGUUCACGGAAGUUUAUAUUCCUGUUUGCGUGUGCUCUUCAGUUUCUCUGUUUUAGGAAUACUUUUGUGCAUUUCUUGUUCUAUGUUGCUAUACCAACUUCUUAACCAUGAAAAGAAACGACUCUAUUGGGAACAGCUUGAGCUAAGGCGGAGAUUUCUUUAUCAACGUCACUCUCAUCACAGUGUUUGUGGAUGUUACGACGAGUUAUAUCCGUGGCACAUUUGGGACAUGAUUGAUUACAGACUUCUGGCAUCUCAUAAUAAUAUGGCGAGUAUAGGCAACGAAGAAGAGCAGUGUUCUCCUACUAACUCUGCCUUCAGGGAUCAAGCAUCCAGAUCGGGAAAUCGCCCGUCUGGCUGGAAUUGGCUUCCAUGGCAAAGGCAAAUGACGGAAAGAACUCAAAAUGAAAUUGAGGAUACACCUACUCAAGCUAACUUCAUGCAACGAUUGAUGUCUCGGGAAUCUUGGAAUCAACAUCAUACGAGUGCCAGCAAUGAGGAUGUAGAUUCUCUUCCCUGGCGGAGUGAAUGCAUUCACAUUUUCCGCUCCCGGAACACUAGUUGCUUUCCUCCGUCAUCUCACUUUGGAAUUCGCUCUAGAAAUUCACCGUAUGGGCGGCCGCAAGUCAGUCAUCGGAGAACCAGGUCCAAUGAUGGAAUAUUUCAUCAUUUGCAUUUAAAUUCCAGUCCGCGUUAUGCCCAGCCUUACUCCUUAGUGGACCCAUGCAACUUUUCAGGAUAUGAAGUACCACGUUAUAUGUGGGGACCACCGCCUCCCUAUUCUCAACCACGUUCAGCUGAAAACAUAGUGCUCUAUGAUGAAAAUCAGUGCAGAAGAUCUGGUAUCGAGCAGCUGAGGAGCAUAUCUCACUGCGACCCAGUUCUCACUGGUUUAGAAUUGGAGCAAGUAGGCAAUGGAUCGAUGUCUUCGAAGAUGAGUACGCCUUUAUCCGAAAGACGUUUUGUGUGCCAUAAUUUCACUUCAGAUGGCAUCACUUUAACUAUUGGUGGAAAUUAUACCAACAUGUGCUCGCAGAAUACUGUACCUAGAGAACAUAAGAAUGAAGAAACCUGUAUAGUUGAAGUACAUGUGCCAUAUUUACUUCAAAAGAAAGAUGUAUUUUUCAACACAUUACCUGCGAGAAACUGUAAGAAAAAAAAUAUUAAUCCAUUUAAAUCACUUUCAAAUAUACCAUUAGGACUAUCUCGAAAAAUUAAUGUCCAGAAAAGUGAAAAGUCUGACCCAGGUCAACUCUCUGUGAUCAAAGCUGCAUGUGAUCUCCAAGAAAAUACUGUAUCACUUUACCAAGGUACAAAUGUCAACAGUGUGGAAACUUGUAUCAAUCGCUCUAGCGGAUUGAGAAGUUUAUCCACCCAACUGUUCUGUGAUGAACCCAUCUUGAACAAUAUGACUGUAGACAUGGAUGCUACACCCAGUUCUGUGAGUUACCAACCCACCCUGGUGGAAGUGCCAUCAGAUUUAAAGUCCGGUCUUGUGAUAGCCACUAGCCCCUCCACCCCCGUGACUGAAAAUGUCACACUGACUAACAAAAUUUAUGCCCAGUCAAUGCCUAAUUUAAAUAUGUCCAACUCUUCACUCCCCUGCCAUAUUCCUAGAGCCCCUUCUAGCGGCAACACAUCUACAUCUCAAGACUUUGCAGAUUUUGAGGAUGACAGCUCUCCCAUAAUUCUGUGCAGCCCGGUAUCAUCACUGCCACCCUUGCCAGAUGACGAUGCGACAGACAGUUCCUCUUCAUAUCCUCCUUGUCUGUUCAGGUGCGACGCUGCAUUUUCAAAUGAAUCGAGUUCAGCCGGUAACAGUGAUUCGUCAUCGUGUGGCGUCAUUGUUAUAGGAAAUAUACCAGAGUCUAAACUGGUCGCACCAUCCAUCAUCAUAAGCAAACGUCCUCCGACCGAGUGCCCGAUCAGCUGCAACAUCCGCCAUCUUCAUCGCUAUCACCCGGAUGGUGGUGAUCAAAAAUUUGUAGUUACUAUUAAAAGUGUCAAUGUGUGAUAAGAUAUUUCAAGAAAAGGUAAUGUGGCUUAGAGACAUUGUAUGGGACCACUGUUUUUUGAGCUGCAAUUCAUGCCUCCCAUAUUGGGUGGUUUCUUUUGCAAUUCUUGAAUAUA
This is a messenger RNA of Parasteatoda tepidariorum (common house spider), 3211 nucleotides long. RefSeq lists its product as uncharacterized. Lineage: Eukaryota; Metazoa; Arthropoda; Arachnida; Araneae; Theridiidae. The record is from RefSeq and is a predicted model, not a curated record.